AAAAGCUUCGUUGGGAAACCAUUUUAUGGGUCUGUCAUCUGUUGUGAACAUCGAGUGAAUCCCCAAAAUAUUUUUUCUGAUAUAUUUUUGCUUUAGCUUUGAAAGAACAGCCUGUUGUAGCUGAAGAAAUUCCUACAGAUUCUGCUUAAGAAGAAGAACAACAACAUAGUUUUUGAUUACGCGGUUCUGGUAUUGGAUGAUGGCUGGAAUUUGCUGUGGAGUUGUUGGUGAAGGGGAGACUUCGUCCGCUAUUGAGACGAGUAGUUCUCGGACCUUGAAACGCCGGAAAAUGGAGCUCCUGACUUAUAAGUUCAUCACCGAUGUGACCGUACCAUCGCCGCCGCCGGCGGAGGCGGCGGUGGAGCCUUGCUCCAUGAAGCGGCAGAAACUGGAGCUUCGUCCUUCGAUUUCCUCGUCGCCCCGCGAGUGCGUGAAGGGAUCCGUGGUGGAAAGUUGUGAAGCGAAAUCAUCCAAGGAUGCGAACAGUGAUGGUUUGCGCUUAAAGAAUUGUGACGUGUUGUGUGAUAACUCGAUUUCGGUUCAAGUGGAUGGGAAGGAAGAGUUUCAGGUAGAGAACCCGAAGUAUGGUGUGACUUCUGUCUGCGGUCGGAGAAGAGAUAUGGAGGAUGCUGUUUCUGCGCACCCUUACUUUUCGAACCACCUGGAAGUUUCUGUUGGUAAUGGAUGCCAUUUCUAUGGCGUUUUCGAUGGCCAUGGUUGCUCUCAUGUGGCUAUGAAGUGUAAAGAACGCUUGCAUGAAAUCGUGAAGGAGGAGUUAGAAGGUGAUAAAUCAACUUCUCCUCUGUGGAAAGAGAUGAUGGAGCGUAGCUUCACACGCAUGGACGAAGAGGUCCAGGCGUGGAAUGAAAGUGACAAGAUCUCUAACUGUCGCUGCGAACUUCAGACCCCGCGUUGCGAUGCUGUUGGAUCUACCGCCGUUGUCUCCGUCGUAACCUCGGAGAAGAUCGUCGUUUCUAAUUGCGGCGAUUCUCGAGCUGUUCUAUGCCGAAACGGCGUCGCUAUUCCACUUUCCUCCGACCACAAGCCUGAUCGACCUGACGAGUUGGUUCGAAUCGAAAACGCUGGAGGGCGCGUUAUCUACUGGGACGGCGCGCGAGUCCUUGGAAUGCUUGCCAUGUCGAGAGCGAUCGGCGAUAAUUAUUUGAAGCCGUACGUGAUACCGGAGCCGGAGGUAACCAUCACGGACCGAAUGGCGGACGACGAGUGCCUGAUUUUGGCUAGCGACGGACUAUGGGAUGUGGUGUCAAACGAAACGGCUUGUUGUGUCGCUCGCAUGUGUUUGAGAGCUCAGAAGCCACCACCGUCGCCGUCUAGGUCGCCAGGUGGUAAAGACGAAGCGGCGAGAGUCGUCGCUGACUCGUCUGCCGAGAGCUCCGAUAAGGCUUGUUCAGAUGCAUCCAUAUUGCUCACCAAGCUCGCCUUGGCUAGGCACAGUACGGAUAACGUCAGUGUCGUCGUUGUGGAUUUAAGAAGAGAACGACAACGAUGACAGUAGUAACUUAGACAAAUAUACUAAUCAACUCAACUUAAAAAAAAAUUAGUAUAAAUAUAUAUAUAUAGGGAAACGAUACAGGAGAGUAGUUUCUUUUUUCUGGUAAUUGUAACUUUGUAAUGUAAGUUGUAGGAUUCGCCUUUCUUUCGUUCAACAAAAUUGAGGAAAGGGGAAAAAAAGAAGUCUUUUUCUUCAUAUUGGUUUCAAAAUGAUCCAAGCCAAUUCAGUUGUUUUUUUCCUUACAAGCAAUUUGCUGAAAAUUCGCAAGGGAUAUGGUAUUUGUAAGUAUGUAAUAUGUGGUUGCUGGCCUAAGCUAAUCAUUGAUGUGUUUGUACAACAAUCGAUAUAAAUCCAUAAAUGUGUGCUUUGCUGCAAA
This is a messenger RNA of Humulus lupulus (European hop), 1889 nucleotides long. RefSeq names its product probable protein phosphatase 2C 24. Gene Ontology annotation, cellular component: cytosol; nucleus. The transcript has 3 exons. Gene Ontology annotation, molecular function: protein serine/threonine phosphatase activity; cation binding. Gene Ontology annotation, biological process: protein dephosphorylation. The record is from RefSeq and is a predicted model, not a curated record. Lineage: Eukaryota; Viridiplantae; Streptophyta; Magnoliopsida; Rosales; Cannabaceae. The coding region runs from base 197 to 1510 and encodes 437 amino acids.